UCCACAUCGAUCGUGUUGACAAUUUGAUAUGGUUUGCUUCCAUUUGUACUUGUUCAAAACACCAGAGAUCUAUAGUAACAAAACCAAGUCGGAUUCAACCGGUAUCCGCGACUAGAUGAAUUAAGCUUUGGGUGCUGUCAACUCAAUGUAUGGAAGAUCGAUGACAGGAUGAGGUAUUGGAAGUAUAAUCGACCACGAUGAAGUCACAAAAAUAGUGCAAGUUCAGGCUGCCAUCGGAUGGCCUCAGUUUUCCGGCUUUCCUGAUCUUCCAUCUCAACCUUUUGUCUUCUCCUCACUUCUUCAUCUCCACCUUCUCUCCAUCUCCAGCAUCAUCUUCUCCCCCCCUUCCGUUAUCCUCGGUCCCUUGUUCUUCUCCGUUCGGAAACAUCUCUCCUAUCUCCCUGCACCUUAUAUGCCACCACCACGUCGGCUUCCAUAUAACCACUGUACCCACUCCCAUCAUUCCAGUCCACAUUGCUCAGUAUUACCCCAUUUGGACUGUGAGCAAACUGGAAUUGAGUAUACUCGAUUUGCAACUGGACAGAAUUGAGCAAAACUAGCCUUACUUCCCGUGACGGUCUUUUGCUGUGCCAUGGAAGCCUAAGUUACCUUAGAUGAUACAAAAAUGGCCCCCACAAAGAAGCCAGUAACCAAGCACCAGGCUGUGAUAUCGGGGCGCGUACUUCGCUCAGGGAACCGCUCUUCUGCAGCCACACUUGAUCCGUCAAAGAUUGCAAGUCUGGUCGAGGAGGUGGUAGAUCCAAUCCCCGUGACUCCAAUCCCGGUGGAUGGAAGUCCUCCAGCGUGGGCUGAGUGUCGCCCUGAGCUUUGUGAUGCCCUUCCUUGGUUCCGUUCCGUCCAAGGGGGGGUGUAUCAUUCCGGAAACAUCUGCCUUGGGUUUCUUCUCGAUGCCGACUGUGGUAUUCGCUCCCACAUAGACGAUGAAGUGAUCAUAACCCGCGUAGGGGGCGGUUGCACCAAAGAUGCGCAGGGAAACCUGACCCUGAUCAAGGAUCAAGACUGCGACGGUUCAGCGCUGACCAGCCUUUAUAACAGCAAGGAACUUAAAAUCCCCAUCGGUAUAAUAAUAGGGAAUCGCAACACGGUCCUGGGAAGACAACUCCCCCAUCGGUAUAACGUGAUGGAUUACUUUCUCAUUUCUGACAUAUGGUUUGAGAAGGUCGGGGAGAGAAAAGGGGCAAAAGUCCGGUUUGAAAAGCUAGACCUGAGCGCAAAAAGCUGGUGGGCUGUCAAGGGAUCCCCGGAGCCCGUGGCUUAUGAUAUGCGUGAUAACAACCACGUUCAGCCCCAGGUAGAAGUGUGUUUUGAUUGUGGUUUGACCAGUACACAGAUAUACAAUGAGGGGUGGAUGUGUCUCAGUCCGGGUUGCAGGAAAUUCUGGAAGAUCAACGGAGCAGCCCCAAUGGCUCUCACAUUCCACCCUAACUUUCUGAACUAUCGGAUGACCCCAUCAGAACACAUUAAACAGCAUUACAGCCUAGUGCCGGAUUUGCUAUCGUCACUCAAAGAGAGUACUCUUCGCAUUUCAUGGAGAGGUAUAGUGUGUCCUAGGUGCUCCAAAUGCAUAUCUCGCAGAUUCUGGCAAGGCUGGAAAUGCACAGAUGACGACAUUGCUUCGGGCCAGCCAGGCAAUCCUUGCCUAUAUCAGAAAAUGAUGCCCAUAGACGUACUCUCUCUGCGAUCAGUGAUCGAUGAAUUCGAGAUCAGUCCUAUCAAGCGGGCGCUGUACUUUGAUUCUAAGUAUCUGAUCCCAGAGGUUGAUGACAUAACGUUAUAUCCAUACAGAAAACUCACCUAUAACAUUCCUCGGGUCGGAUCAAUCACUCAUCUAGUCUCCAGUAGGACUAUCAAUAGUCGUGCCAACGGUCCGAAUGAUUUAUUCGACCAGUUACAGCAGGCUGACCUUGAUUUGCGGCGCUAUCCCUUGCAGCAGAGUGUUGUCGCUGGUACACUUACGGCCCACUUUGCCGUCAAUUAUGGCAUGCCAUAUAAAUAUGUUGUUUCGGUAGGCUCCAAAGGGUUUGACGAAGCCCCUUGCGAAAUACUACGUGCCUUGGGUCGUCUCAGCUGGGCAACCGAAAAAGCCGUGUCCACCGCCGGACAUCAGCCCCUUUCCCCGAAUGAACUGCUACUACUCGGAUAUCUGGAGGGAAUGAAGAUAGGAUACCAUGAUGAUGGAGAAUCCUCGCUUGGCCCAACCAUCGCUACAUUGUCUCUUGGUGCCAAGUCCACCAUGUUGAUUCGAAUGAAGUAUAAAUACUAUCACGGGCAGAGCAAAGCAAAAGUGCCCCUGGCAGAUGAUCCUAUUCUGGAAGGCUGUGAGCUCCAGAAGCAGAGGCAGGCACUCAGAGACCAGCUCAUUGGCGGUCAUAUAGCGCAAGUGGGUUAUGAGAAACGGCUCAAAGAACUCCUCAGACAAUGCCGAAGUGGAGAGGCCGCACCCACCAUCAAAAUGGAGCUGAACCACGGGGACCUAGUUGUCAUGCAUGGUUCAAGACUGCAAAAGUACUUCGAGCAUUCGGUCAUUCCUGACAGCAGACUGCGAUUCGCCCUGACAGCCCGCUACAUCAAACCAGAGGGCCUCAGUGCCGAAGAACUGAAGAAGGGACAAUUUACUCUCUCACCCGAUCAAAUCUACGACGGACAGUAAUAUUAUGGCCUGUUGCCAGGACCUGCAUCCACUUAUUUUUAUGUCUAAUAUCGAAGUGUGCAUCGUAUAUGGUCCCGACGAACCUGAAAGAGUAUCAAAAAGAGGAAGAAACUCAAAACAGAAUGAGACAGAAAGACGCAAAAAAACAGACACCGUCUCACAUGUUACGGGCUAAGCCCUAUAUCCAUACAAGACAAGACAUCGUUACCAACCAGAGCUGACGUCUCCAUCCCCCUCCCUUCCCCUAGUCACUAGGACUAAUACGAACCUGAUACGAAAAGCUCGCGCGGUGCACGAAGCCAAAUGGAGGGACAGUAGCG
Molecule: messenger RNA, 2991 nt
Organism: Aspergillus candidus
Lineage: Eukaryota; Fungi; Ascomycota; Eurotiomycetes; Eurotiales; Aspergillaceae
Exons: 10
Coding region: 626-2671 (681 amino acids)
Biological process (GO): DNA repair
Source: RefSeq, a predicted model, not a curated record